AUGUUGCAGACCACAGGGGAAGUAGGCAACCAUUUCAGCUUCGCACAUGUGGAUACAUGGUUACCCACGCUGCUGAUGCUGGGCGGCAGCCGCACCAAGGAGGAGAUACUACAAAACAGGCUUACCGUGAAAUGCACCUUUAUCGGUCCGAUUCCUCUCACACAGUCCCCCGUCAUUCGUGUAGUGACGGAGAAAGGGGUGGCUGAGUUGUGCCCUGAACAUGAAGAAAAACUGAAAUUGUUCUGCGUCACAGAUCAGCAGAUAGCUUGCAUCAUAUGCCGAGAUGGAGAGAAGCACGAAGGACACAAGUUUAAACCAAUCAAAGCAGCCGCUGCAUCUGUGAAGAAGGAGUUGGAAAUGGGUAUGGAGAACCUUUCUGAUGAUAUCUGUGCUACAGAGAGCCUAGCCAAUACACAGAGGGAAGAAAUCAGUGAAAGCAAUUCUUUAUCUGGAAGGAGAUGCUUCAGCCCACAGUAUAGACAGCAUUCAAUCUAUAGCCAGCAUAGCAUGGGGUCCAUGCCGCAAUACUAUGAAACAACUUACUCUGAGGUGACCUCAGAACGGUAUGCUUCUGCAUGCAGCACCAAUGAGUUCACCUCAGGGCAACAUUACUGGGAAAUAGAGGUUGGAAAAAGGGAAUAUUGGAAAGUAGGGGUAAAAAAUAAUUACCUGAGCUAUAAUAAACAAAAAUAUGUCACAUCUAGUCAAGACACAGAGUUAACAUUUACAGGCAGACCUCAAAAGAUUGGGAUUUACCUUGACUGCCUAUCCGAGGAGCUGUCCUUCUAUGAUGCAGAAAACAUGUCACACAUUCACACUAUGGGAAAAUGUCUUGUGUCAGAGCCAGUGGCAGCAUAUUUUGAGUACAAAUUUAGUAAGGCGGCAGAUCAUAACCCCCUAAGAGUGUGCUGGUUCUGAAGUCUGAGAUAAUGGGGCAACAGGAAAUCCUUGGGCUGUGGCAACAUUUUCAAGAUGGUGCCAUGGACGGCUGACUCAGUUCUUAGCUGUCUUGAAGCUUCCACUGUUUUUGUUCAUUUGUUCCACAAACAUCCUGGUUCCCAAGAAACCCUCCAUCACAGGACUCAAUGACUACAGGCCUGUCGCUCUGAAAUCUGUUGUCAUGAAGUCCUUUGAGAGACUGGUGCUGACCCACCUGAAGGACACCACAGGCCUCUUGCUGGACCCCCUGCAGUUUGUCUUCCAAGCAAACAGGUCAGUGGAUGAUGCAGUCAAUAUGCGCUACAUCCUGCAACACCUCGACUCCCCUGGAACAUAUGCAAGGACACCAUCAUGUCAGAAGUCCUCUGGUUAAAACUCACCCAGCUCACUUUACCCUCCUCCACCUGUCAUUGGAUCACAAACUUCCUGUCAGACAGGAAGCAUCAGGUGAGGCUGAGCACCCGGACAGUCAGCACUGGCGCCCCCCCAGGGAUGUGUACUCUCCCCACUGCUCUUCUCACUCUUCACCAACGACUGCACCUCAGGAGACCCGUCUGUUAAGUUCCUGAAAUUUACAGACGACACAACAGUCAUGGGCCUCAUCCGAGAUGGUGACGAGAUGGCUGUUCCACCUCCCAUCUGCAUACAGAUGGGAGGUGGAACAGCUGGCCCUCUGGUGCAGUCACAACAACCUGGAGCUAAACACACUCAAAACUUUGGAGAUGACAGUGGACUUCAGGAGGAACCCCCGAACACUGUCCCCCCUCACCAUACUCGAGAGUACUGUGUCGGCUGUGGAAUCCUUCAGGUUUCUGGGAUCCACGGUCUUCCAGGACCUGACUGUUGAUACCCUUUAUCCACUGUCAACUCAAUCACAUUUACAUUAGUUUUAAACUUAUUAUGUGGAAUAACAUGUACAUAUCAUCCAUCAGAUGAAAUAAUAACAAACAAAAGUAAAGUGAGAGCAAAAACAGUAAUGGAAGUGUAGUUUGUAACCUACACUGUAUAAUCUAUAUAGGAUUUGUGAAAAAAAUCACA
Molecule: messenger RNA, 1977 nt
Organism: Xiphias gladius (swordfish)
Lineage: Eukaryota; Metazoa; Chordata; Actinopteri; Istiophoriformes; Xiphiidae
Product: nuclear factor 7, brain-like
Exons: 3
Coding region: 1-918 (305 amino acids)
Molecular function (GO): protein binding; zinc ion binding
Source: RefSeq, a predicted model, not a curated record